This is a messenger RNA of Rattus norvegicus (Norway rat), 1278 nucleotides long. NCBI's taxonomy places the organism in Eukaryota, Metazoa, Chordata, Mammalia, Rodentia, Muridae. The record is from RefSeq and is a predicted model, not a curated record.
AUGGAAAGAGAAAACCAAACAGGAGACAGAAAGUUUCUCCUCCUGGGAUUCACAGAAGACUCUGACCUACAGUCAUUCUUCUUUGGGUUGCUUCUCUCCAUGUACCUGGUCAGCAUCACAGGCAACUUACUCAUCGUCUUGGCCAUCGUAUCAGACCACCACCUACACACGCCUAUGUACUUCUUCCUCUCCAACCUGUCCAUAGCUGACAUUGGCUUCACCUCCACCACCAUCCCAAAGGCUUUGCAGAAUAUCCACACACAAAGCAAACUCAUCUCUUUCACAGGCUGUAUCACACAGAUUUUUUUUUUCAUUGUGUUUGGAUGCCUGGACAAUUUACUCCUAACAGUGAUGGCGUAUGACCGCUUUAUGGCCAUCUGCCAUCCCCUGCACUAUGUGGUCAUCAUGAAUUCUUGUUUCUGUGUGAUGCUGGCCCUUGGAUCAUGGAUAGUUAGUGUCAUGAGUUCCCUGCCCGAGACCUUGACUGUGUUAAGGCUAUCCUUCUGUACAAAUAUGGAAAUUCCACACUUUUUCUGUGAUCUUCCUGAAGUCCUGAAGCUUGCCUGUUCUGAUACCCUUGUCAAUAACAUUGUGAUAUAUUCUAUAACUAUAGUCAUAGCUGGUUUCCCAUUCUCUGGGAUUCUAUUGUCAUAUUCUCGGAUUUUCUCCUCCAUCUUAAGAAUUCCUUCAGCUGGGGGCAAGUACAAAGCCGUUUCAACCUGUGGGUCUCACCUCUUGGUAGUCUUCUUGUUCUACAGCAAUGGUCUUGGGGUCUACCUUAGCUCCGCAGCCACAUCAUCUUCUAGAAUGAGUCUAGUUGCCUCAUUGAUGUACACCAUGGUCACUCCCAUGCUGAACCCCUUCAUCUACAGCCUAAGGAACAAGGACAUGCAGAAGGCUUUAAAAAUGGGGUUCAGAGCUAAACAAAGAAUUCACAGCUGAGGAAUGCCGAAUGGCUGAGAAACACCUAAAGAAAUGUUUAACAUCUUUAGUCAUAAGGGAAAUGCAAAUCAAAACAACCCUGAGAUUUCACCUCACACCAGUGAGAAUGGCUAAGAUCAAAAACUCAGGUGACAACAAAUGCUGGCGAGGAUGUGGAGAAAGAGGAACACUCCUCCAUUGUUGGUGGGAUUGCAGACUGGUACAACCAUUCUGGAAAUCAGUCUGGAGGUUCCUCAGAAAAUUGAACAUUGAACUACCUGAGGACCCAGCUAUACCUCUCUUGGGCAUAUACCCAAAAGAUACCCCAACAUAUAACAAAGACACGUGCUCCACUAU